Molecule: messenger RNA, 1130 nt
Organism: Capsella rubella
Lineage: Eukaryota; Viridiplantae; Streptophyta; Magnoliopsida; Brassicales; Brassicaceae
Product: ethylene-responsive transcription factor ERF086
Exons: 1
Coding region: 75-1130 (351 amino acids)
Biological process (GO): regulation of DNA-templated transcription
Molecular function (GO): DNA binding; DNA-binding transcription factor activity
Source: RefSeq, a predicted model, not a curated record
CCCUUACUCAUCAUAACACAUCUUUAACCAAACCCUAAAGGAAACCUCCUUUCAAAAACCCUUUCUCCAUCAUCAUGUCAACCUCCAAAACCCUAGAUCAUAAUAAGCCAUUUGAAACAUCCCAAACUCAGAUGGGUUUUUCUCUAAUCCACCAAAACACAUCCACCAACACAACCACCACUACCGCAACAGGCGAGAGACGAGGCCGGAGAUCAAAGCAAGCAGAGCCAGGGAGGUUCCUAGGAGUCCGGAGACGUCCAUGGGGUCGUUACGCAGCCGAGAUCAGAGAUCCAACCACCAAAGAACGUCACUGGCUCGGCACUUUCGACACUGCUCACGAAGCUGCUCUUGCCUAUGAUAGAGCCGCUCUUUCAAUGAGAGGCACUCAAGCUAGAACCAACUUCGUAUACACUCCAACUGAUGUUCACACCAUCCUCACAAACCCUAAUCUCCAUUCUCUCAUCGUCUCUCCUUACAACAACAACCAAUCUUUCUUACCAAACUCUUCUCCACAGUUUGUCAUCGAUCAUCACCCUCAUUAUCAAAACUAUCAUCACCCACAACAACAUAAGCACAGUACUGUCUCCCAAACCGUCUCACCCGCUGCUUCUUUCAAAACACCAGUUCGUCGUCAUCAUCAAAGCGUGGAUGUUCAAGCGUUUGGUAAUAGUCCUCAAAACUCUUCUUCUAACGGCUCUCUAUCUUCAUCACUGGACGAAGAAAACAGCUUCUUCUUCUCUUUAACAAGCGAAGAACAUAAUAACUCCAAUAACAACUCUGGUUACUUGGACUGCAUUGUCCCAAACCACUGCCUUAAACCACCUCCCGAAGCCAUUACCACCCAAAAUCAAGCCGGAGCUUGUUUCACAACUCCGGAAGCAAGUAAAGCUUCUGAAUCAUACGGAGGGUUUAGUAAUAGCUACUUCGAAGAAGGUGAGAUGAUGAUGAUGAAUCAUCAUGAGUUUGGUUCGUGUGAUCUUUCUGCCAUGAUCACCAACUACGGUGCUGCUGCUGCUUCAAUGUCAAUGGAAGAUUACGCGAUAAUGGAGCCGCAAGAUUUAUCCUCAACUUCUAUCGCUGGUUUUGGAGAUGUUGUUGCAGAUACUACAGGCUUCUACUCAGUCUUUUAG